This is a messenger RNA of Daldinia caldariorum, 1269 nucleotides long. Its product is annotated as FAD/NAD(P)-binding domain-containing protein. Bases 1 to 1269 code for a protein of 422 amino acids. Gene Ontology annotation, molecular function: FAD binding. The transcript has 5 exons. Gene Ontology annotation, biological process: secondary metabolite biosynthetic process. Lineage: Eukaryota; Fungi; Ascomycota; Sordariomycetes; Xylariales; Hypoxylaceae. The record is from RefSeq and is a predicted model, not a curated record.
AUGACUGUGAACUCCUCCAGCCGCCACCUGCGUGUGGCUAUUAUCGGUGGAGGUCCAGGUGGCCUCGCAACUGCCAUCGCCCUAUCCAAAAUUCCCAAUGUUUCAGUUAAUAUCUACGAACAAGCUACAGUUCUACGGGAAGUAGGUGCUGGUAUAAGCAUUGGUUCAAAUUCGUGGAACGUGUUGGAGCUUCUCGGUGUCGCUGAUACGUUAACCAGUGGUCAUCCGACAUGGGUAAUUUUGAAUAUGAACGGGCGCUCCGGCGAAGAACUUGACCGUCGUGAGAAGCCGCGGAAUCUAGAGCAGCGAGCCCCAGUUCGAACUCAGCGGACGAAGCUUCAAUCGGCCCUCUUAGCGCAUGUGAAACCUGGCGUAAUACAUCUCUCUAAGAGAUUAACGCGUAUGGUUGAUAAAGGCAAAGAAGGUGUCGAGCUACGUUUCGAAGAUGGCAGCGUUGUGACGGCGGACCUAGUGGUUGGUGCCGACGGUAUCAGAUCCGUAGUCCGAGAUACGGCUUGGCCCAAUUACGAAAUAAAGUUCACAGGAACAACAAUAUGGAGGGCUCUCCUACCCUGGGACAACGUUAAACAUUUGGACCCUCGCUUUGGGAUUACUGGCUGGUGGCAUACGCCAACUACGCACGUUUAUUUCUCUCCUGUCGGAGAGGGGCUAUGGGAAAUAGCUUCGAGGGCGUGGCAAGAUCCAGCAACCCAUAGCGCGAAUAAGAAAAGCUGGGGCGUUCCAGUUGAUAACGCGCAUGUCGAGUCACACUUUACGGAAUAUCUCCCCGCAAUAAGAGAAGCGCUCGCGAGAGUGCCUCCUGGCGGGUGGCGCGAGUUCGCUGCAUUUGCUGGUCCCGAGCUUUCUCAACUCACUGCGUGGGAUAACAAAGUGGUACUCGUUGGAGACUCAUCGCACGCCUUGUCUGGCGCGUUUGGGUCUGGCGCAGGCUUCGCUAUGGAGGAUGGUUGGAUCUUAGCACAAGCUUUGGCGUACUGGAAAAAUGAUACCGGUAAGGCUCUACCGCUUUUUGACACUAUUAGAUUACCGUACUAUUCACGAAUGUACGCCCAUCUCUCUUCCGAGGCCGACAAACGUGCCGCUAAGUUGAAGGGGCUGGGGAAUCCUACGUUUGACGAGCGUGUCAGGAACAAGAUCAUUACAGAUGGCGGAAAAGAUAUGUCGUGGAUUUACAAGAAUGAUAUUGGCGCGAUUCAAUACAACGGUUCAAAAGAAGCUCAUAGUAGUCCCGUCCGCUGUAUACGAUAA